Molecule: messenger RNA, 538 nt
Organism: Heterotrigona itama
Lineage: Eukaryota; Metazoa; Arthropoda; Insecta; Hymenoptera; Apidae
Source: the annotation of a GenBank genome assembly
ACGGAAAGUAUGCCGCCGUGGACUCGUAUAUGGUAACCGAUCAUUCGACGUCGGCUGAAUCUCACGGUCCCCGGCAAGUGUUUUGGUACGGCCUCCGGACCGUUACGUCGAAUUCCAAUCGGACGAUUCGUCAGAGUCACGGCAAGGGGGGACAGGGUUUCCUCUAUCCAGACGGCGUGGGUGACCGGUUUCCAUUGAAGUCCAUCGAUUCAACCUUGCAAUCUCGUACUCCACCGUUAGGUAUGGAGUAUUUAAAUCAGGAUAUUUAAAUAUUUAUGCAAAUUCGUAAUUCCAUGGAGAUAGAUAAACCCAACGUAGUUGUGUUUUAGAUAUUUUACGUACGUGCAUUCCUGCGUCCAUGCAUCGAAGAAGUGGAAUCUAAGUUUGUGGAAGCGUGUUUUAUCUAGUAACUGUUCAUUAGCUUAUAUCUUAUAUUUUUCUGUGGUAUGUGUAUAUAUAUCUAUUGUAUAUUUUUACAGUCAAAUACAUAACGAUACUUUAAACCUAGAAGAAAAUUAUAAAUGAAAAAAAAAAAAAA